Caenorhabditis briggsae is the source of this 996-nucleotide messenger RNA. The transcript has 6 exons. The record is from RefSeq and is a predicted model, not a curated record. The coding region runs from base 1 to 996 and encodes 331 amino acids. NCBI's taxonomy places the organism in Eukaryota, Metazoa, Nematoda, Chromadorea, Rhabditida, Rhabditidae.
AUGGGAAGCAGUUGUCAACUUCGUCUCCGCUAUCAAACGAAGCGGUCAACCAGGCUACAUCAUAGAUUAGAAAACAAAAUCUGUCCAGACAAUUCUGACGACGACACUCCAAUCCUCUACGCAUUCCGGGAUGAAGAAAUUCAAGCAAUUUACGAGGGAGGUUUUCAAAAGAAUCAUGUUCAUGAUUGGAUUUUAACAAUCAAACAACCCCAAAUCAGAAUCCUCAACGAGAACUUGGUCCCUCAGUACCGUAGUGGAAACGUCCCCGGCUUUGAUCGCCCUAGGCAUACUGUGACUAUACUUUUCGUGCACACCAAAAAGUGUCAAGUUUGGAGGAACUACGUGAAGUUUGCCAAAGAAAAUCAUGGAAAAUUCCAUUUGACAGCAGUGGUGUCUCCAGAAGUUAAGAAAUGGUCCUUCCAUCCGGCAUUCAUCACCAUGAAACCCGACGAUCCAUACGUUAAAGCCUUCACCCUCUACAAGGAUAUUCAUUGGAAUCGAAUGGUGGAAUUCUUGGAAGAUGGUGUCCAUCCCGGAUGUCACCCAUUAAUAUCUCCCAGCGAAUUUUUAUUCGCCACUUCUGUUGAAAAACCGCUUCUUGUCUUUUUUGACCCACUCGGCACUAAAAAUGUCACAGGUUUUCAAUAUCAUGCUUCUCAAGAACAAACUUCCGAGCGCUCGGCGUUCUAUGCAGCGAUUUCUGGAAUGGACCUAUUCGGCCUAUACAUCAUGAGCGUGUUCAAUAUAGACACCCCUAGCUACGUCGUCAUUCGAAGAGACGAAAAAGGAUGGUGCCUUUUCAAAAAACCCAUUGAAAAUGAUAAUUUUUUGAGUGUCAAGGCGUGGGUUCAACAUCUGGAACCAUCGCAUUGUGAUGAUUUCAUCGAAGAUUUUAUGUUCCCAAUCGCUCGGUUGAAUCUUCUGGAGCGCUAUGAGGACGUGGAUGAGCUGGAGCAGGAACUAACGGCUGUGGAGAGGAAUAGAGAUGAAUUAUAG